AUGUCGUUAUGCCAAAAUCGCCUACAGGAGGAACGGAAGCAAUGGCGGAAGGACCAUCCCUUUGGAUUUUAUGCACGGCCUCAGAAGAAUGCGCAAGGAGUGCUGGAUCUCAAGGUCUGGGAGUGCGGUAUCCCGGGCAAAGAGAAGACCAUCUGGGAGGGCGGCCUCUUCAAACUGGUUGUAACGUUUCCCGAUGAAUAUCCCACGAAGCCCCCCAAGUGCAAAUUCGUCCCCCCGCUCUUCCAUCCCAACGUCUACCCUUCCGGCACCGUCUGCCUCUCGAUCCUGAACGAGGAAGAGGCAUGGAAGCCGGCCAUCACCAUCAAGCAGAUUCUCCUCGGCGUCCAGGACCUUCUCAACGACCCCAACCCGGAGUCGCCAGCCCAGGCCGAGGCGUACAACAUGUUCAAGAAAGACCGGGCGCAGUACGAGAGGCGCGUCAAGCAAAUUGUGCGCGAGAAUGCCGCGCCGUAA
Molecule: messenger RNA, 474 nt
Organism: Parathielavia appendiculata
Lineage: Eukaryota; Fungi; Ascomycota; Sordariomycetes; Sordariales; Chaetomiaceae
Product: ubiquitin-conjugating enzyme
Exons: 4
Coding region: 1-474 (157 amino acids)
Biological process (GO): protein sumoylation
Cellular component (GO): nucleus
Molecular function (GO): SUMO conjugating enzyme activity
Source: RefSeq, a predicted model, not a curated record